AUGAUACCCGGAGGAGCAGUGAAUAACACUCCCCGCUCUUGUGUACCUGGUUUCGGGUCAUUUGUGUGCUCUCUCAAGAUGCACUGCGGCGCUCGUUCACCUUAUUCCUUCUGUCCAUUGAAAUCCGCUGCGUCUUAUCCACCAUUUAAAUACAAUACUGAUUCAAUAGCAAGGGCUGUUAUUGUUUAA
This is a messenger RNA of Penicillium psychrosexuale, 189 nucleotides long. RefSeq lists its product as uncharacterized. NCBI's taxonomy places the organism in Eukaryota, Fungi, Ascomycota, Eurotiomycetes, Eurotiales, Aspergillaceae. The coding region runs from base 1 to 189 and encodes 62 amino acids. The record is from RefSeq and is a predicted model, not a curated record. The transcript has 2 exons.